Anopheles nili is the source of this 2983-nucleotide messenger RNA. RefSeq names its product trichohyalin-like. The record is from RefSeq and is a predicted model, not a curated record. The coding region runs from base 1 to 2922 and encodes 973 amino acids. Gene Ontology annotation, biological process: non-motile cilium assembly. NCBI's taxonomy places the organism in Eukaryota, Metazoa, Arthropoda, Insecta, Diptera, Culicidae. Gene Ontology annotation, cellular component: ciliary transition zone. The transcript is spliced from 8 exons.
AUGGGUAAGGAUUCCAUCCGCGAAAAGGACACCGUGAUGGCGUCCGGUGCCAGUCGGAGGUCGGGCCGUCCGGUUAGUGCGUCACCGUACUCGGAGAACUACCGGCCGCAGAUCGAUCUCUGCCAGCGACAUCUGAUCAACCAUCGACUGCUGGUGUCGAAGCUAACGCGCCGCGAACUCGAGGACAAGUAUCUCAGCCUGUGCGACGAAAACUACAGCAUCAAGAAGCGGUUCCACGACCAGGAGGAGCAGAUCAAGCGGCUCAAGACGAAACUCAUGCGGUUGUCCAGUGAAAGCACGAACCGAUCCAAGUCACGGUUGGAUCUAAACUCGAGUGAGCAUUACAGCAGACUGCACGACCUGGAGCUACAGCGUAGGGAACUGCACGAAAAGCUGGAGGCGCUUCGACGAGCGACUUCUUCCGACGGACGGCGGUCGGUAAGCGGUAACAAACCCAGCGGUACCAGAACUACACGCCAAAUAGCGCCAAACCAGCGCCGCUCGAAGAGUGCCCACCCGGUCAAGGAUACCGAAGUUGGCCGAUGUCGGGAGUACAAAUCUUCCACGCCGUCGAACGACGGGUACGAUGAGGAGGAUGAACGGCAGUGUCGACGGCUGGUCGCCGGGAAAACUCGCACCAGUACCGACGACCGCACCGACGAUGAGGAGGAAAACCAUGCGGCCACCCACAGAAACGGCCACCGGAAAUCGUACGGUGCCGACGAUGAGGGUGAUAAUGACGAGGAUGACAAUGAAGAGGACGCUGAAGCGGAGGACGAAGAUCGGGAUGUCCUGUCCGGGGAAAGUGACGACAUACACGCGGGAGGAAGGGAGUCUGCCUCGGUUGGAGUCACCGGUGGUGGGAAGGAACGCCAUACUCGAUCGGCAAGGAGCAAGGAUUCGCAUAGACACUGUCCCGACUGCGAACGGCAUCGUACGGAGCAGCUUACCCUUGAAACUGACCUCGUAAAAAUGAAGCUCAACAUCAAGUAUCUGCACAAGGAACUACAAAACGAAAAGGAAAAAAGUGCGCUGCUGGCACGCCAGCUCGAGGAAAAGCUGUCGUACGAAAUUAUGAAGCGAAACGCGGCUGAGAACCUCGAAAUUCUCAACCUCAACCGUCAGGUGGAGGACCUGGCGAAGGAGCUGCAACGCCAGGUGGACGAACAGAAACGCUCUGUGGAGCAGGAGGCGCGGAAGCAAGGUAAUCUUGAAGCGCAGAUUCGCAAGGAGAAAGACAAAAACACGUCCCUGUUCGAGGAAUGCGAGCGCUUGAAGAAGAACAUUGAAAAGUUGAAGGAAAACUUGUCCGAGGUCGAGAUCGAGCGGGAUUUCCUUAAACGGCAGCAGGAAAACUUUUCCAAAAUCGUCGACGAAAACAAGCUGCUCAAGUAUCAGCUGGACGAGCUGCGGAAACACAACGAGGACCUGCUGAAGCAGAUCGACUCGCUGAAGGAAGAGGAACUCGUCACGAAAGAAUCGCAGCGUGAACUGCUGGAAAAGCUGAAGACGCUGCAGCAGGACAACGACACGCUGUCGGUGAUGCUCGAAGGAUUGCGCACCGAAAAUGAAAUGCUAGCCGAGGAACGCGUCCAGCUGGAGCAGAGUUUGAAGAGUUUGGAAGCAUCACCUAUCAGAGAAAGUCGCCCGAUGUCGCCGAGACUGGAACUGGUGCACGCAGCCGUUCAGACGGUUAACGAUGGUCUUGAGGAACCCCGAACAGAUGACAAUGGUAGUACGAAGGAUAUUAUUAGAAAGUCGAAAAUGCAUCUCCAAAGAUCUGAACCGCCUAAGACGUCCGUUCAAAUGUCUACAUCUCUUGCUGGAAUUCUUGCGGAAAGUAAUGAGCUAAAUGGAAAAGAUAUGGUCAGAAAAACGAAAACGCCCCACGAGCAACUCGUAGUCCACGAGGAAGCUGUUGCUGACGACGGUCAGGACAUGAGAAGGCCAUCGCACGUGCUCGUUAAGGAUCCGGUGAACGAAGAUGCUGCUCGAAUGGAUUCGGAGUCACAUGUGAAGGUGCGCCACAUGUCGAUCGCCGUACAAAUGAGUCGGGAGCGACACGCGGUGGAAACGGCCGAAGCUGCCCAGCAGCUCGUCCGGCACGUGAGCAUCAACCAGAUGAUACCGAAAUUGUCGCAAAUUAUGAACAGCGGCGCGGAGGAAUCCACCCGACCGAACAAUGUCGAGUUGCUGAUUGCGAACAGUUAUCCCGCAACGCUGGAGGUAAUUUACGACCAGCUUGAAUUCGUUGCUGGAAAUACGGCGAUGAAAGCAAACUAUGAGCGUUUCUUCGAGAUCCAUCGGGUUCCGUCCAUGUGGCACAAGUUUGCGGACAACGCCAUACCGUCAGCAUCCCCAUCUACAUCUACAACUCCCGCGCACUCGAUCGCGACACCGUCUCCAAAAAGCGAUGUGCUAACGAUCGAGAUACGAUCAGUUCGAUGGCAUAAGUUUGCCGUUGAGCGUUUGCUGGCGGCCAAGAUAUCGCUUUACUACGUCGAGUUCGAGUUCCUGGACCUACACGGGCACCGGAUGGAAACACCCUGUUCGGAUAAGUUCCUCGCGGCCGACGGUAGUCUCCGGUUAAGUCAUACGUUUAAGUUUCGUGUCAGUGUGGAGCUGGACGACGAACGGCACAGAGAACGCCAGGAGCAGCUAAGGACGAUGCUUCGACCAGACGGUAACGACGCGGUAAGGUUUGUCGUGGUGAACGAGAACGAAGGAAAGGCUUGCGAUACCAUUGGUUACGCCACCGUUCGGUUGAGGAACGCGUUACAAAACGCAGCAUCGGGGCAGAGUGCCGCACUUAUCCUGGAUACGCCCAUCUACGAUUUCGAAGGUAACCACGAUGAAAUAGGCGUGCUGCAAAUCGUGCUCGAGGACAUCAAAUUGUUGCAGUCUUUUGCGGGGAGCCAAUGAAGUCUGUUUUGCAUUACAAUUAACCGUUACCAGUAUGUUUAUUUUACCAAUGCGGGGAAUA